Rhea pennata is the source of this 4382-nucleotide messenger RNA. It is a transcript of the gene DHTKD1, whose product is annotated as dehydrogenase E1 and transketolase domain containing 1. Bases 1 to 2775 code for a protein of 924 amino acids. Gene Ontology annotation, molecular function: oxoglutarate dehydrogenase (succinyl-transferring) activity; thiamine pyrophosphate binding. Gene Ontology annotation, biological process: tricarboxylic acid cycle. The record is from RefSeq and is a predicted model, not a curated record. The transcript is spliced from 17 exons. Lineage: Eukaryota; Metazoa; Chordata; Aves; Rheiformes; Rheidae.
AUGGCGGCGGCAGCGGUUCGCUGCGCGCCCUGGCGAGCGCUGUGGCGGGGCGGCCUGCGGUGCUGGUACCGCACGGAGCGCGGCGUCUACGGCUACAAGCCGCGGAAGGCGGCGGCGGCGGAAGGCGGCGGCGGCGGCGGCGCUGCGGCCCAGCCGCGCGGCACAGCAGUUGACCAUGGUCUUGCUCGUUUAAUAACGGCAUACUCCGAACAUGGCCACAAAGCGGCGAAAAUAAAUCCAUUAUUUGCUGGCCAGGGUGUUAUGAACAUGGUACCUGAAAUUCGAGAGCUGACAGAAGUUCUUCAAGGGCCUUUCAUUACCACAGGGCUUCUGAACAUGGGAAAAGAAGAGGCUUCCCUGGAGGAUGUGUUGUCCUACCUUGACCAUAUAUACUGUGGGCAUAUUUCCAUAGAAACAAGCCAGCUUCCGACCUUGGAGGAGAGAAAAUGGUUUACUAAAAGGUUUGAAGAGCUAAAACAGGAAGCGUUUACAACUGAAGAGAAAAAGCAUUUGUCCAAACUGAUGCUGGAGUCCCAGGAGUUUGAUCACUUCUUAGCCACAAAGUUUGCCACAGUGAAGAGAUAUGGUGGUGAAGGAGCAGAGAGUAUGAUGGGUUUCUUCCAUGAGUUGUUCAAGAUGUGCGCAUACAGCGGUGUGACGGAUGUCAUUCUUGGAAUGCCUCAUCGUGGAAGACUUAAUCUCCUCACAGGCUUACUUCAGCUUCCACCUGAGCUCAUGUUCCGUAAGAUGCGUGGUCUGAGCGAGUUUCCAGAGAAUUCACCAGCCAUUGGGGAUGUUCUUUCCCACCUGACAUCUUCUGUAGAUCUCGACUUUGGUUCCCACAGACCAGUACAUGUCACCUUGCUACCUAACCCCUCACAUUUAGAAGCAAUCAAUCCAGUGGCAGUGGGCAAGACACGGGGAAGGCAACAGACACUGCUUGAUGGAGAUUACUCCCCAGAGAGCUCUGCACAGCCUGGAGACAGCGUCAUUUGCCUGCAGGUUCAUGGUGAUGCUGCUUUCUCUGGGCAAGGGAUUGUUCCUGAAACACUGACCCUCUCUAAUCUACCACAUUUCAGAGUUGGUGGGAGCAUCCAUUUGAUUGUUAAUAACCAGCUGGGCUACACCACUCCUGCAGAGCGAGGAAGAUCAUCCCUGUACUGUAGUGAUAUUGGUAAAAUUGUCGGGUGUGCAGUUAUCCAUGUGAAUGGGGAUGAUCCUGAAGAAGUUGUCCGUGCCACGCGAUUAGCUGUUGAGUACCAACGCCAGUUCCGCGGGGAUGUGAUAGUAGACUUGCUGUGCUACAGACAGUGGGGCCACAAUGAACUCGACGAGCCAUUCUUCACCAACCCUAGCAUGUAUAAAAUCAUCAGGUCGCGUAAGAGUAUUCCAGACACGUAUGCAGAACACCUAAUAGCUGCUGGGCUCAUGACUGAGGCUGAAGUAUCUGAGAUAAAGACAACAUACUACUCUAAACUGAAUGAUCAUCUUGCCAACAUGACUUUGUAUAGUCCACCUCCUACCAACCUACAGGCUCACUGGAAAGGCCUGGUCGAGCCUUCUGCUAAAAUCACCACUUGGGACACGGGUAUGCCUGUGCCACUUCUCCAGUUUAUUGGAAUCAAGUCUGUAGAGGUGCCUGAAGAACUCCAGAUGCACAGCCAUCUUCUGAAGACUUACAUGCAGUCAAGAGUACAGAAAGUGGAGGAGGGAAAAAAGCUGGACUGGGCAACAGCAGAAGCUUUAGCCUUUGGUUCACUACUGAGCCAAGGGUUUAAUGUCAGACUGAGUGGACAAGAUGUUGGCAGAGGAACCUUUAGCCAGCGACACGCUAUGUUGGUUUGCCAAGAGACAGAUGAUACCUAUGUACCUCUGAAUCAUAUGUCCCCAGACCAGAAGGGUUUCCUAGAGGUGAGUAACAGUCCCUUGUCUGAAGAAGCUGUGCUUGGCUUUGAGUAUGGAAUGAGCAUUGAGAGCCCUAAGUUACUACCAAUUUGGGAAGCUCAGUUUGGAGACUUCUUUAAUGGAGCCCAGAUAAUAUUUGACACUUUCAUCUCUGGAGGUGAAGCAAAAUGGCUUCUUCAGAGUGGAAUAGUAAUUCUUCUUCCCCACGGCUAUGAUGGUGCAGGCCCUGAGCACUCUUCCUGCCGGGUGGAGCGUUUCUUACAGAUGUGUGACAGUGCAGAAGAGGGAGUUGAUGGCGACCAGGUGAACAUGUCUGUUGUGCAUCCCACCACCCCAGCACAGUAUUUCCAUUUACUCCGGCGGCAAAUGGUCCGAAACUUCAGGAAACCUCUGAUUGUUGUAUCCCCCAAGGUGUUACUCAGGCUCCCUGCUGCUGUGUCCAGUCUUGAAGAAAUGGCUCCAAGGACAACAUUUAAGCCAGUCAUUGGUGACUCAUCAGUAGAUCCUAAAAGUGUCACCCAAGUGGUUCUUUGUUCUGGCAAACAUUACUAUGCUUUGGUGAAACAAAGAGAGACACUAGGAGAGAAACAACACAACACAGCUAUUGUGAGACUUGAAGAACUUUGUCCUUUCCCCCUAGAAGCUCUACAGCAAGAGCUGAGCAAAUACAGCCGUGCCAAAGGUUUUAUCUGGAGUCAGGAAGAACCGCAGAACAUGGGUCCAUGGUCAUUUGUGUCACCACGGUUUGAAAAGCAGCUAGGAGUUAAGCUCCAUCUUGUGAGUAGACCUCCUUUACCAGCCCCAGCAGUUGGCAUUGGAACCCUGCACCAGCAGCAGCAGGAGGACGUUGUUACCAAGACAUUUGUCUAAGAGCAUUCAGCAGACAGACUACUUCCACUGUCGGUCACGUUUGUUACCUCCUACUGUGAAGAACAACAGAAGCCAAACUUAAUUCUCCAAGACAGAAAACAAAUGGAACAAGUGUUAUAAUGAUGAACCAGUCUUUCCAUGUGGGGAUACAUGAGGAAGACAGCUCGUGCAUGUUCCUCUAGGUAUUUCUUGUUGUCCUCUUGUAUUUUCUACAGAAGAUAUUUUAAAAUGAAAAGAAAAAAAAAAUCCAGUCCAGGGGGCAGACCAGCAAGUUGGCGUGUGGAAAUAGCUGCUUGUUUCCACAGAGGUGCUAGUGCUGUUUCUUUGAAUAAAUACUGCUCCAUGCCUGGGAAUGAGCCAGUUCUGUAGCAGUGUUAUGGGGUUCUCAUUUCCUUUCUUAGGGGCCAAGAAUUAAAUCUGUUGCAGCUGUUGGUGCUCUUCUCAAGGCAUGUUCUGAAGGGAGUGGUGGUUGUUAAAGCAGGUUUCCUGGGGUAAUCUUGCAGGACAUACCCUGAAGGCUUCAGGCACCACUGUUUGUCUGGAGAAACAGCACCCUCAUAGCAAGCUUGCAAGGUGGGAGGUGUGCUGCAGGGCUCCUGCCAUAUUGUAGAACCCUCAUAGAGGCUCAAACCAGUUUCUAGAGGCUAGCCUGAAGAGUGGUGCUGUCUCCUAUCGCAGAAAAUUAUUCUCAAGUUUCCCUCUUCUGGUUUGUUUUUCAACCUCAAAAUUAUAGUGCUAAAUUAGUCCAUUGGUUUAGUCUUCUAUGUUAACAAGGAAUUUGUAACUUCUCUCUGGCUUUACUAGUGAGAAAUUCAUUUAAGAGACCAUCUCUUUUCCAGUCCCAGGGGCUGUGCUGUUUCACCACUUCAUGUGGAUAUGACCUGUUUUCAAGGAGUUAAUUUUGCUCACUUUCUUCUUUCAAUGGUCCCUAGUUCCCACACAAAUUCUUGCUUAUACUGCAAGAAGGCUGAAGUUGUGACCAAGUAAAAGCAACAGAAAGGAUCCAGAAACCAAAAAGUGCGAUCAGGCAGGCUGCCAAGAGUUUGAGGGACAACUUUCCAAAAGGAGUAAUAGUGAGGCCUUUUCCAAACACACUAGAGACUUGAAGGGCAAGAGGUGGGGGAGAUAGGAAAUAGAAGGGUCUUGUCAACAAGAUGAGUUUUUUUUUUUUUUUAAACUACAAUCCCAUGAUUUUUUUCUGGUUUCCCCCUUUUUUAGGGGUGGAUGUCCUCCACCUGGAGGCUUGUUGGGAGGUUCUUGAGCCAGAACUCUUGGCAGUGUAGGUAUCAGAGGCUCUAUCUUGGAAAAGAAUAUUAAUAAAACAGGUAAUAGAACAAACCUGUGAAAUGAACAGCAGGAAAGGACAGAACCUGAAGGCUGUCAGCCAUGUUUUCUGAAGGAGCUGAAGUAUGAUACGGGUGUUUGAAGUACUUGCAGGUGUUCCCAAAGUGCCAGUCGCAUACUAACAGGAUUUCUCUUUCUACCAGUGUAGCAUGUUUCUAAAUUUUGUGAGAAAAUACAUUGCUUUGCAAACCAAUACAUAUUUUAAUAAGAUAAGCUUUAUUACUGUUCUUAAACAAAUACAGAAUUAAACUAUGGUAUUUAAA